This is a messenger RNA of Quercus robur (English oak), 801 nucleotides long. RefSeq lists its product as uncharacterized. NCBI's taxonomy places the organism in Eukaryota, Viridiplantae, Streptophyta, Magnoliopsida, Fagales, Fagaceae. The coding region runs from base 1 to 801 and encodes 266 amino acids. The record is from RefSeq and is a predicted model, not a curated record. The transcript has a single exon.
AUGGAUGCCAUGAGCUGUGUUUUAUGCAAAGCAUCUCGAUCGUCGUUCACAGACGACAUUGAGCGGGCCCUAAGGCCAAGUAGAUUUACGCGCCCACCAUUCAAUUCCUAUAAUGGGAAAACGAACCCGGUGGAGCACGUCAGCCACUAUAUUCAAAUGAUGUCGCUAUAUACACACAAUGACGUACUGAUGUGCAAGGUAUUUCCCUCAAGCCUUGGGCCCACUGCUUUGAGAUGGUUUAAUGGGUUACGAAAGGGUUCCAUCCAUAUUUUUGCCGAGUUGAUCCAAGAAUUCAAUGUUCGGUUCGUAACCUACAGUCGGGUAACACAACCAAUGGACACAUUGUUGUCUAUGAAGAUGAAGGUCGGGGAAACUCUUCGCAAUUACGCCAGUCGGUAUUGGGAGCUUUACAAUGAGAUAGGUGGGGGCAACGAGAAGAUCACGACAAGUAUUUUUAGGAUGGGGCUGCUUGAGAACUCUGAACUAUGGGAGUCAUUGACAAGGAAACCUCCUGAGGAUAUGAGGCAGAUCAUGAGGCGUAUUGGGGAGUAUAAACGCCUCAAAGAUGAUCAACUACAAAGUAAGGGUAAGGCGCCACUAGUGAAUCACCCUCGACAGGUCGAUUUCCAGCCAAGGCCCCGAAAGGAUUUGAGGAUUCAAGAGCCAGAAGCACAGAUGGGGAAGGUGAACAUAACGUUCAAGGAGCCGAUGCACAACAUCAUAGACUGGAUUAAGAACGAACCGUAUUUCAUGUGGCCAAACAAGAUGGGGGUGACCCGACUCAAAGGAACCAGAACUUGA